CCCUCCCAUUCGUUCCUUCGCUUCUCCGCCAUCACGGAAAACCGAACAAAAAAACCUUAAUGUCGAGCAAAAUGGGGAGAAGUCGAAGAGCGGAAAUAAGCCACUAAAGUCCCUGACAGCGCCCAGUUGAGCAUGGAGCGUACCCGGGUGGAUUUAUGAGCCACAAUGCCGACUUCCCAUUCGGCUUCUAAUUGCUAACUAGCGCCGCUAAUCAACCCGGGAUUGUGAAGCAAGCGGCCGCUCGCUCGGUUCGCUUGACAGGCAGCCGCUUUUUUUUUUUAUUCAUGUCGCCUGGCGAAUUCGGUCCAAGCGUCGGAAUGGCGAGGAGUUUGAGUCAUGCCGUCGAAGGGAAAAAUGCACUUUGUCUGCGCUGAGUAGACAGCAGCAGCAGGAGAGCUGGCCGCUGGGGGGGCGAGCAAAAAAAGGGGAGUGAGACCUACAUUUUUCCUUCCAGGCCAGUCAGCUAGCUUCGGCUAGCUCCAGUGGAUUCCAAAGCCACGGCGCUGGUCAUGCCGUCGAGUGUGCGGGCCGGGAGCCUGAAGGACCCGGAGGUGGCCGAGCUCUUCUGCAGGGAGGACCCCGAAAAGCUCUUCACGGACCUGAGGGAAAUAGGACAUGGGAGCUUCGGCGCCGUCUACUUUGCCCACGACAUCCGCACCAAUGAGGUGGUGGCCAUCAAGAAGAUGUCCUAUAGUGGCAAGCAGUCCAAUGAGAAAUGGCAGGAUAUCAUCAAGGAAGUCAAGUUCCUCCAGAAGCUGCGGCACCCCAACACGGUCGAGUACCAUGGAUGCUAUCUGAGGGAGCACACGGCAUGGCUGGUGAUGGAGUACUGCUUGGGUUCAGCUUCGGAUUUGUUGGAAGUCCACAAAAAGCCCCUCCAAGAAGUGGAAAUAGCUGCGAUUACCCAUGGUGCACUGCAAGGACUGGUUUAUCUUCACUCUCACAACAUGAUUCACAGGGACGUAAAAGCGGGCAACAUCUUGCUGACCGAACCCGGCCAGGUCAAACUGGGCGACUUUGGUUCCGCCUCCAUCGUCGCGCCGGCCAACUCUUUCGUGGGAACACCUUACUGGAUGGCACCCGAGGUGAUCCUAGCCAUGGAUGAGGGACAAUACGACGGAAAAGUGGAUGUGUGGUCACUUGGCAUUACCUGUAUAGAGUUGGCGGAAAGGAAGCCUCCUCUGUUCAACAUGAAUGCAAUGAGUGCCUUAUACCACAUCGCACAGAACGAAAGCCCCGUUUUGCAGUCCAAUCAUUGGUCGGAUUAUUUCCGCAAUUUCGUGGAUUCGUGCUUGCAGAAGAUAGCCCAGGACAGACCUACCUCCGACGUGCUCCUUAAGCACCAUUUCUUAUGCAGGGAGCGUCCAAUGACCAGCGUGAUGGACCUGAUCGCGCGCACCAAGGACGCCGUCCGAGAGCUGGACAACCUUCAGUAUAGGAAAAUGAAGAAAAUCCUUUUCCACGAGGCCCACAAUGGGCCUGCGCCUGAAGGGGCGGACGAGGAAGAGGAUGUGGAGCAGUACAUGCUGCGCACAGGCACGGUGAACAGCAUGGAGAGCUCGCACUCACUGCCGUCCAUGUCCAUCAGCGCCAGCUCCCAAAGCAGCUCGGUCAACAGCCUGGCAGACGGUUCGGACGACAGCGGUGAGAUGGCCAUGAUGCAGGAGGGCGAACACACCGUCACCUCCAACAGCUCCGUCCUGCACAAGCCCCUGAGCCACGAUAACAUCUACGAUGACCCGUACCAGCCGGAGGUGGACUUGCAACGAGAUGCAUCGUCCGCCAGCGGAGGAGGGGGCGGCGGCGGGGGCGGAGGAGGGAGGCGCCGUCGCGGGCGCGACCAUUUCGCCACCAUUCGCACAGCCUCACUCGUCACUCGCCAGAUCCAAGAACACGAGCAGGGGUCGGCCCUCAGAGAGCAGAUGUCUGGGUACAAGCGUAUGCGCCGGCAGCACCAGAAGCAGUUAAUGGGUCUUGAAAACAAGUUGAAGGCAGAGAUGGACGAGCACCAGCUGAGACUGGACAAAGAACUGGAGAACCAGAGAAACAGCUUCUCUAUGGAAGGGGAAAAGUUGUGCAAGAAACACUCUGCUAUAAUGGAAAAGGAGACCAAGGCAGUCCUGACUGAGGAGAAGAAGUUCCAACAGCACAUACUGGGACAGCAAAAGAAGGAGUUGACAAGUCUCCUAGAAUCGCAGAAACGACAGUACCGACAACGCAAGGAGCAACUCAAAGAGGAACUAAAUGAGAAUCAGUCAACGCCAAAGCGGGAGAAGCAGGAGUGGUUGGUGCACCAGAAGGAGUGUCUGCAGCAGCUACAGGCCGAGGAGGAGUCAGGACUGCUGAGGAGACAAAGGCAGUAUUAUGAGCUCCAGAGUCGCCAGUACAAAAGGAAAAUGCUGCUAGCACGCCACAACCUUGAGCAGGAUCUGCUCCGAGAGGAGCUAAACAAGAAGCAGACGCUGAAAGACCUGGAGUGCGCCAUGCUCCUGCGCCACCACGAGUCCACGCAGGAGCUGGAGUUCCGCCAGCUGAGUCUGGUGCAGCGCACCCGAGCAGAGCUGAUCCGCACACAGCACCAGACGGAACUCACCAACCAGAUGGAGUACAACAAGCGGCGCGAGCAGGAGCUGCGUCAGAAGCAUGCCGUGGAGGUCCGACAGCAGCCCAAGAGCCUCAAAUCCAAAGAGCUGCAGAUUAAGCGUCAAUUCCAGGACACGUGCAAGAUCCAAACGCGACAAUACAAGGCCCUGCGAAACCACCUGCUGGAGAACACGCCCAAAUCUGACCACAAGGCAGUAUUGAAGCGCCUGAAGGACGAGCAGACCCGCAAGCUGGCCAUACUAGCCGAACAGUAUGACCACUCCAUCAAUGAUAUGCUGUCCACGCAAGCCUUGCGAUUGGAUGAGACGCAGGAAGCCGAGUACAAGGUGCUACGCAUGCAACUCCAACAAGAACUGGAGUUGCUCAAUGCCUACCAGAGCAAGAUCAAGAUCCAUACAGACACGCAGCACGAGAGGGAGGUCAAGGACUUGGAGCAGAGGGUUUCUAUUCGCCGUGCACUGCUGGAGCAGAGGAUCGAAGAGGAGAUGCUGUCCCUCCAGAACGAGCGUUCCGAACGCAUCCGCACUCUCUUGGAGCGUCAGGCCAGCGAGAUCGAGUCUUUCGACUCUGAGAGUUUACGUCUAGGCUUCAGUGGUAUGGCAUUGGCGGGCCUGCCGGGCGACGGCUACUCCAAGCAGGGUUACCCCAACGCGCCGCCCCCGGCACCGCGCUCCACCAGUCACUGGAGUCACGGGGUGCACCCCCAGAGCGCUGCCUUGCCGCAACCCUCGCGGCGGAGCCACAGCAGCAGCAGCAGCGGCGGAGGCGAAAGAGGGGAGCGGAGGAGCGACUCGUCGUCCUCGCACUUGGCGUUGGCAAUGAGCCGGGACGGAGGGAGGGAGGGGCACCAUUCAUCCUCUUCGUCCUCAUCCUCCUCGUCUUCCUCCCAACACCAGCGCCAUCACCUCCCCCAGCACUACCACCACCAGAGCACACCGCAGUUGUACCGCGAACGGGAACGCGAUCGGGACCGGGAACGGGAGAAGGAGAGGGACUGGCCCGGAAUGCGGGGAGCCGGAGGAGAUCUUGUCCACCCUCUGCCCUUGCCCUUCUCACAUCACCUACCUUCGCGUUCCUCUUCUCAGUCCCUGGCCAUGCUACCUCCGCCGCCGCCAGCCCCUCCGUCCGUCUCGGGCCCGUCGUCCUCCUCGUCUUCCUCCUCGUCCUCGCAGGGGGGAGUCUACGGGGGCAUUCGCGCCGCCCCCAGUCUGAUGGCUCUGAGAAACAGCCCCCAGCCUCUGAGGAGGACGGCGUCUGGCGGGGGGCCCGGGGCGGCUGCCGGCCCCGACGGAGUCCUGAGCCGGAGCACCUCCGUCACCUCGCACAUCUCUAACGGCUCGCACCUCUCCUACUCUUAGGCCAACCGGCGCUUCUCAAACUUUUGGGGGUCCAGGGACACCUUUACGAAUAACUACGGUUGUAGAAAGCAUUACUUGUUCCAUAGAGGGUGACAGUUCUGGAAGAAAAUGAAGUACAGAAGCAGUUUACAAAAUUAUAAGAUCCAGUCAAUUAGAACUUGCUCUCUUAUUGAUUGCUAAUCAAGUUUUGGAAAAAUGGAUCCAAGGCUAGCAUACAGAAGCCAAACAAAAGGGUCCAAGAACAGACCCUUGAGGAAUGCCGUUAAAUCAGAUUUCCAAUCAGAUGAAAUCUUUUACCUUUUUCAUGUCGAGACCAAUUUCAUUUUCUGCAAAAAUAAGUGCUUCUCAAAAUGAUAAUCAAAUUCCCUCUAGUACACAGGUGUCAAACCUGCGGCCCGGGGGUCAGAUCCGGCACGCCACAUCAUUUUCUGUGGCCCGCGGAAUCAAAUAAUGUGCAUUGACUUUAUUUUUCUUGCUAAAAUACCAAAAUUACGGAUUGUUGUCAAGUCACGUGAAUUUAUUCUGCCCUUAACUCAUUCACCGCCGGUGACGGUCAUAGGAUUACAAUCCAAUUGGACUCAAAAUGGAUUGAAUGUCGAGUGCCAUUAACAGCACAAAAAGAUGAGUAAUCACAGAGAGUCCUCGUAGUUUAAAUAAAUGGACAGGCAAUGAGUUAAUCACAUCAAGGUACCAAAAGGCUUCACAGACCCACAUUUGACUGUAAAAUAUGAAAUAAUUUAAUAAUAAUAUUAACAAGUGAAUUAAAUUGUUACAAAAAAAACUAGUGUUGUAUCAAUACUAGUAUCGCAAGGCCCAAUACAGCGGUAAAAUGCUGGUAUCGGUGAGUACUAACAAAUAACUCUUCGGGAUUUUGUUUUAGACCAUUAUAAAACCACAGAAGAAGACUUCUGCUUCAUUUAAGAGCUAGGCUUUGAAACGAUUUGAAAUGAAAACGGUAGUAACCAGACCGAAUAAACACUAUUGUAUGUUUUUUCAAACAGCGGGGUAUCGGUAAGGUAUCUGUACAGUAUCGGCAUUGACGAAAGCCGUGUAUAGGAAAUGUAUUUGGUGCCCAAAAAAAAAAAUGGUAUCAGAACAACACUAUUAAAAACAUUGAGAUACUGCGAUUUAAGAUUUUUUUUAAAAUAACAUUUUCUCACUUGCUUGAUUUGUUACGUACAGUCAUGUGAAAAAAUUAGGACACUCCAUGAGCCCCAGUUCUCUAUCAAAAAAUGUUUACAUAUAAAUGUCUGAUCUUGUUUUUCUUCAUCUCUGGAAAAGAAAGUGAUUUAAUUGCAGGUAAACAACAAAAAUUAACAUUGUUUUACUCAUUAAACCACAUAUAUCAACAAAAAUGCAUAUUCUAACUGAGGAAAAAGUUAGGACACACUGCCACCUAAUAGCUACUGUUACUCCUUUGGCUGAAAUAACUUCAGUGAGACGCUUUUUGUUGCCAUCUUCCAGACAAGAAAGUUUGCCCCACUCCUCAACGCAGAAAACAUUCAGCUUUGAGAGGUUUGUUGAAUGAAAAGCCCAUUUCAAGUCACCCCACAGCCUCUCAAUGGGAUUAAGAUCUGGGCUUUGACUUGGCCGUUCCAGGAAUCUCCAUUUCUUCCUUUUCAGCCAGUCCUUGGUGGAUUUACUGGUAUGUUUUGGGUCAUGUCAUGUUGCAGGGUCCAGUUUCGAUUCAGCUUUCGUUUUUUCACAGAUAAUCUCACAUGUUCUUCAAGCACCCUCUGAUACACAAAAGAAUUCAUGGUUGAUUUUAUGAUUGUGAGCCGGCCAGGUCCUGCUGCAGCAAAGCAUCCCCAAACCAUGACACUUCCAUCUCUGUGUUUCACAGUUGGUAUGAGGUUCUUUUCCUGGAAUGCUGUAUUGGGUUUACGCCAAACAUGUAAUCUCUUCUGGUGUUCAAAUAAUUCAAUUUUAGAUUCAUCUGUCCAAAGAACAUUAUUCCAGAAGUCCUGGUCUUUGUCUACAUUCACUCUGGCAAACUUCAGUCUGGCCUUCAUGUUCUUCUUGGAGAGCAAACGUUUCCUCCUUGCACACCUCCCAUGAAGGUUAAACUCGUGAAGUCUCAUUCUGAUUGUAGAGGCAUGCACUUUCACAUCAACAGUAGCUAGAGGCUGCUGUAGGUCCCGUGAUGACAUUUUAGGGGAUUUUGGAGACUUCGUUUAGCAUCUUGCGGUCUGCUGUCGGGCUGAAUUAGCUUGAAUGGCCAGACCUGGGCAUGUUGGCAGUUGUUUUAAAUGUCCUCCACUUCUAGACUAUUUUCCAGACAGUGGAAUGGCUGAUUUUAUAUUCGAGAUCUUUUGAAAUCCCUUUCCAGACUCAUAAGCAUCUACAAUCUUCUUUCUGGAGGCCUCAGACAGCUCAUUUGAUCUCACCAUGGUGUUUUCUCUCACUUCAACAGUCAUGGGCACACCAAACUAAAUGUAAGGUUUAAAUAAGGCAAGCCUCCUUCAAAACGCUGGGUAAUGAUGUUCUCAUCAUGGCCACCUAAUGUGAUACUCUUGUGUGUGAUUUUCGCCAUUUGAAGUGGGAUUGAAUGUGGGGAUGUCCAAGUUUAUUCUGCAACAGAAAUUGCAUUUAUUUAAAAUUACAUUUUACAGAAAAAAAUCGUUUUUUUCAGUUUUAAUUGUUUAGUUCUGUUACUUAAGUGGUGUCCAAACUAUUCCACAUAGGGCCGCAGUGGGUGCUGGUUUUCAUUCCUACAAAAUAAGACGACAUCUUUUCACCAAUCAGAUGUCUCACAAGUGUAAUCAGUUGAUUGCAGUCAGGUGCUGCUUGUUUUAGAACAAACUUCAUUGGUUAAACUGUCUGUGCUCGAUUGGUAGGAACAAAAACCAGGACCCACAGCGGCCCUUGGGGACAGGUUUGGACACCCAUGUGUUACUUGAAUCUUUCAAGAUUGUUAAAAUUGAUAUUAAAAAUCCAUAUGACCAAAUACGUUAGAGAACACAGACUUCCAUAGGGUGUCCUAAUCUUUUCACGCGACUGUAAAUGAGCAAAACAACGACUAUGCUAAUUCAUUCACUUGCAGCCAUUGCGCUAAUAUCGGUCAUUAGGUCGGUACUUGAUAUAAACAUUUAGAAGAACUACUGCGCCAAAUGACAAUGCGUGUUCGUAGAAUUUGGGUUUUCCGCAUUUUCCGCUUAAAAUAUGGUGGACCCUACCCGGACCCCAGUUUGAGGGGGAUGUUUGGUUCCCCGUAAAGGCCAUGAGGUGCAUCCUGCCCUUUAUCCACUCAGGCUGGAAGAGAGGAGAGGAAUGUAACAUCACAUGAAAAACAAAUAGUCUUUCGUGUUUUGUUUUUAUAAUUUCUGGGAGACUUUCUCAUUUCCUUCCGAUUCGGCAGCCGCGUCUUCUUCUAUGAUGUUCUAUGCUGGAAUGGAGAAACAAAGAGGACAACGGGGAAGGAAUUAUUGUUUCUGUACUCACUGUAUUUGUAUGUAGUGUCCAGAUAUAUAAGCACUGCUGAUGAAGUCGUCGGCUUCCAUUGACAGCGGUAGACGUUGGAUCCAUUUUGACUGAAAGUUUCCGAGGUGCGAGUUUAAUCACUUCAAAUGGAUCGGAUGUCUAUCACCUUCAAUGGUGAGAAACGAGUUUAAAAAAAAAAAAAAUGUUUUCUUCGCUUUCUUUUGUAUUGAACGUAUGGGGAAAAAAUGAAACGUCACCAAUGCCUUUAAGGGUUUCUUAAAGGGACGUCACGUCGUCAAAAUGUGUAUUUGAUGACCACAACUGAAUGUUUGUAAAAAGACUUAAGUGUAAAAAUGAGGAAAAUGAUAUGAAUAAUUCAGGCAUACAUAAGUAUCUUAACGUGUAGGUGUCUAAAGGCGUCACUUCAAUGCAUGAGCUCGAUGUGCAAAAGACAUUCGUAAGCAUCACCAAACAUUGGAAAUGUAACGUAGCCGUCUCACACAUUUUGGAUCUUUAUUGUACAUAUUUAUGUGGAAUAUUAUAAGCGAAACCGCAGUUUUAUAGAGUUACGCAGAUGCCGACCAGUAAUUUUGAUAUACAGUACUGUAUUCAAAUGAGUGUUGAAUAUUUUAGAGAAAACGACUCAAUGCAUUUUCUAGAGUUGUCAAUAGGCAAUCCUGAUUGUAGCUGUCGUCGUAUGUUCUCACUAUGAAAAAAAAAAAAAAAAUACUGUCAGGUGUGCUUUGUGUUUGAGGUAUUAAGGAUAAUUCAUAAGGAGUUGUUGAUUGUUCAUGAUUUAUGUAUGUGUGUUGAACAGUGAAGUCACAUUACGAUGCCACUUUGAAAGACAAUAAUCAGAUGACAACGCAAGAAACGUGUCGUUAUAUACGCAUAUAUUUUUUAUUUCGUUUCAGGUGUCACACUGGCAGUUAUGAUGCUAAUGGCAUUUCUUAGUGUAUGUUAAAUCCAGCUUUGGUCAAUUCUUUGGCUUGCUCUGGCUGAAGAGAUGCUAGCAGGUCUUCCGCUACUUGAUUGUUGAGAAACUAGCAAUGUAGCGUAAAUUAUAGGCUACUUGUAGGCGACUGCCUGCGUUGUUGAAGCAGUCACUAAACUUGUAGUUCUACUUGGCUUUGAGUUGCUCAAGGUUUGAUGUAUUCAUCAUUCAUCAGUUGUGGUUACCGUAAUUUAAAAAAAAAAGUCAGGAGAGCUAAAGGGAAAGACAACAGCUAGCUUAAGUUAGCUUCAUGCUUUUACAGCGCGGCACAUGUUAGCGAUGGACACAGUUAUAUUUUAGCCGCUAUUGAAAAUGAUACAGACGUCCAAUCAUCCUCCUGCUGUGGAUUUAGAUGAAUUUAUCGCUAGUUUAACAAAAUGUGGCAGCGAAUGCCAUCCCUCCCACUUCGAAUGCAUCGGAAGUCUAGCUCUGUCAAUGCAAGCCAAUGAGUUAAUCGUAUUAAUUAAUUUUUUUCAUUAGAAAAUAUUUUUAAAAUGUAUCAUUAAAUACAAUUAUGAAAAUUAAUGUUUAAAAAAUUUACCGUCAUUUUUGGACUGUAAGGCCCACCUGACAAAAAGCCACAACCCACCAAAUUUAACACAAAAAUGGCAUUUGUUCAUAAAUAAGCCGCACUGGACUAUAACUGUGUUAUGGGAUAUGUACACCAAAAGAUAUUAACCGAUAACACUUUAUUUGACAGCAGCAUCAUAAGACUGUCAUAAAACCAAAUGAACCACCAUGAAGUUUGGAACCAAUUGUCUGUCAUUGCUUCAAGAAGCUUCAUUUGGCCAUCACUGCUCCCUUGAGGGAGAGAGUCAAUCUCUGCUGCCACCUGCUGUCAACACUUUUGUUGUCCAACAUGCCUCCUAGCAUGCAUUGCAGCGCUCCAGAUGUCAAUAACAAUCAAAAUUCAUUUUCUAUGCUAAUUAUUUCUUCAGUUACUGUUCUAAUUGUUUCAAUAAUUGCUGCUUAUGGUAUUUGCUAACACUUUUUUUGACAGUGGUGCCAAAAGACUGUCAUAAGACCAUCAUAAUUAUGACAUGACACUUCCAUGAGCAUUAAUGAAUACAUAUGACAGAUGUUAUUUUGUGUCAUCCGGCAAAUUAUCUCACUUUUGAAUGGAUGUAAAAGAUCCGAGCUGGACAUAAAUGGAGUUAGUGACAUAAUUAUGUCAGUCUUACGGCAGUGUUAUGACGCCGCUGUCAAAUAAAGUGUUGCCUAUUAACCCAAUUAAAUGAACAAAUAAGCCGCACUGAACUACAAGCUGCAGGAUUCGAAAUGAGGGGGAAAAGUAGCGUCAGUGUUGUUAGCACUGUUUCAGAAACUGGUUUUAGAUAGCCUUAGCUGUGUGGUGAAGCCAUGUGACAGCAGCAAAGCAUCUCAAACUUGUGUUGAACUGAACUGGCAAGAUAAGAUUCUGUUUUCACGAAACUAGCAAUGUAGCGUAAAUUGCACUUAGUUGGAGCUUGUGGCUCUCCAUAACUUUUGAGAAGGAGUUCAGUUUUUAUCAGUGGUGGUUCGUCAAGAACAGAUUUUGUUUUUGAGAAACUUUCUAUGGCUCGUGUAAAUUAUAAUUAGUGUUGCCGCAAUGUGACUGCCAUAAAGCAUCUCAAACUUGUGCUGAACUAGGCUUACGCGAAUGCCUGCCCGGGGAGUUUAAUGUUUUGUCGGUGGUGGUUUGUCAAGAACAGCUACUGUUUCAGGAAACUUGCACUGGAUAGCGUAAAAUGUAAAUUAUAUCAUGUCUCUCUGGAUGAUACCUGAAUUAAAUAGAAAAUAUAUGUAUAUAUGUAUACACUACUUUGAAAACGAAGGUAUAUUGGGGGUUAUACCAGGAUGAACCUGAAAUUGUGGUCUUUACCGGUUAUCAAUGUUAGGUCCAAUUAAAUUUGACCUGUAAAGGUUUGGCGCAUUUUUUGGUUCAUCCAUAAAUUUCCCCAGAAACCAGACGAAUCCAACUUCGAGUAGUGUAUUCCUUUAUAAAGAUAAUAUAAUACGAAACAAUGUUGUCUACGGUGAACUCAGACCUCCUCUAAUUUUUUUUUACAAUUGGCCACUGGAAUGUAAAGGCUGUUUAAUUCUUUUUUUAAGUGUUUGUAUUUCAACUUAAGACUUCACGGAAAGCACGAGCAGUAAUGACUGAAAAUGUGGACUUGUGGAAAACGAAGAGGGGGCCUCGACUGAGCCGCCGGUUCGGUGGCAGUGACCGGAGCAGUGUGUUGUCAGCGUACGCUCGUUGAGGCGUCGGUGACGCUGCUGAGGCCCAAUAGUUUUUCGUCAAACAUCGCCAAGAUGCCCGAGUUAACGACUGAAUUGUUUGUUUGGACUAGGAAACACUCGCUCGAGACGAUUCAAGUUGGAAUCGGGACACGUGCAUGCAUAGAGACUCCUUAUUGAAACAAAGACUGGUAAUUUGCCAACAUGCCUGUUUGGGUCACUGGGGGAAAGUGUGCAGUGUUAAGAGACAACUUGUAUAUGUUGACUUUAAGGAGGUCGAAUGAGAUCACGGGAUUUUGAAAUGAAACUGGGUGCUUUGAACAAAAGAUAAUAAAUUGAU
Molecule: messenger RNA, 10933 nt
Organism: Corythoichthys intestinalis (scribbled pipefish)
Lineage: Eukaryota; Metazoa; Chordata; Actinopteri; Syngnathiformes; Syngnathidae
Gene: taok2b
Product: TAO kinase 2b
Exons: 20
Coding region: 510-3962 (1150 amino acids)
Biological process (GO): protein phosphorylation
Cellular component (GO): cytoplasm
Molecular function (GO): ATP binding; protein serine/threonine kinase activity
Source: RefSeq, a predicted model, not a curated record